Molecule: messenger RNA, 838 nt
Organism: Dreissena polymorpha
Lineage: Eukaryota; Metazoa; Mollusca; Bivalvia; Myida; Dreissenidae
Product: polyubiquitin-B-like
Exons: 1
Coding region: 1-627 (208 amino acids)
Biological process (GO): protein ubiquitination; modification-dependent protein catabolic process
Cellular component (GO): nucleus; cytoplasm
Molecular function (GO): ubiquitin protein ligase binding; protein tag activity
Source: RefSeq, a predicted model, not a curated record
AUGCAGAUCUUCGUGAAGACCCUAACUGGCAAGACCAUCAACCUCGUGGUGAAGCCCUCUGCCUCCAUUGCAAAUGUCAUGGCCAAGAUCCAACAGAUCGAUGGAAUUCCCCCAAAUCAGCAAAGUUUAAUCUUUGCUUCCCAACAGCUGGAAGAUUGCCGUACCCUCUCUUACUACAACAUCCAGAAGAAGUCCACUCUCUCUCUGGUCUUGCGUUUACCUGAUCGUAUAAAGAUCUUCGCGAGGACCGUGACUGGUAAGACCAUCAGCCUCGAAGUUGAGCCCACUUCCUCCAUUGCGAAUGUCAAAGCGAUGAUUCAAGACAAGCAGGGUAUUCCUCCAGAUCAGCAGAGGCUGAUGUUUAAUGGCAACGAGCUGGAAGAUAAUUGUUACCUUUCUACCUACAACAUCCAGAGAGAUUCAACCCUCCAUGUGCAGUUAAAGUCAAUACAGAUCAUCAUUGUGAAAACCACUUCUGGCACAAUGAUCCCCCUCGAGCUCUUCCCCACUGACUCCAUUGAGAGUGUCAAGACCAAGAUCCAACACAAGGAGGGAAUUCACACAGAUAUGCAGAGGUUGAUCUUUAAUAGCCUUCAGCUGGCAGAUGGUCGAACCCUGGGUGACUAAAACAUCAAUGAUGGGGCUAAGCUCUUCCUGGUUUUGCGCGUCGCCGGUUCCUGAACCGCAUGCAACCCUUGCGAAAAACAAUGGAGCUUAAAAUUAUAAUAAUAAUUAAGGUCCAUUUUUAUUUCCGAUAUUGUGUAAAGAAUUGUUAAUGCAAAGAUAUUCCUUGAAAACAAGUUUAACCUCUUAUUACUUAUGCAAUGACUAUCCCAAU